Molecule: messenger RNA, 3910 nt
Organism: Delphinapterus leucas (beluga whale)
Lineage: Eukaryota; Metazoa; Chordata; Mammalia; Artiodactyla; Monodontidae
Source: RefSeq, a predicted model, not a curated record
CCUGAUGCAAGGGAGAGUUUUGAAAACAGAGCUCGGCUGCCUGUUGGCACAGGGAGAGUGUAUGUCCACUAACAAAGAAGAGCUACCUCCCCUGGGGACCACUGUGUUUGGGGGGAGGAGGGAGUGUGAGAAAGAAAGGGACCACCCACCGAUGAAUCCUUUGGGAGCCAUUCAGCUCUAGCAGCUAAGCUAGAGCCUCUAGCUGCUAAGACUCUCAAUGGGCUCUUGUUAAAUGAAUGAAUGUAGCCAUGGGGUUUCUCUUUGCUGACCCCAUGGCAAGAUCAUCAGGAUCCUGGAUAUUUUUGAGAUAAUCAAUUGAAACACCAAUAGGCUGAAAACCUUCAACCAUCAUGUAAAACACGCACAGAAUGUGCCUGGCACUAUAUUCGUGUGCAUGGGUGUAAAAGCUUUUUAAUGUAAUUAUUACUACAUUCCACAAAGUAACACUUUUCCAAACCUAAAUACAUAAAUCUGUGUUAAAUAAAUAGUAACUUGAAAUAGUCAAAAAAGAGUAAAAAAAUUUUUUUUAUCCAGUGGAAUAUGUUGUGGAUCCACCAGCAGAGCAAAGUUUUAAGUUGGUGGCCAGAGCACAGACGUAGCCUCACUGUAGUGAAUAAUGACCAAUGUGCUUAUUCAUUAGGGCCUGACUAUACCUAGACUGCACACAUUUAUGUUUCUACUUAGGAUUAUCUAUACCCCAAUUUAUCUGAGGUGAACUGCUUCAAAUUCUUAGUGAAAUUUUCCAGAGAGUUUACCAAAAUCUGAUCAUUUGCCAUCUCUUGUUUAGCUUACUUCCUUUGGAGCUUGCAAACAGCAAAAGGUAUUUUUAGUGAAAGUAUUUACAGACUAAGCCAAAAUGUGCUCUGUGUUCUCUUUUCCGUCCUCAGAGCCUCUAUCUUAGUUCAAACCACCCUCAGCUGUCAAAUUAUCAUAACCUUCACUGUACCAGUGUCUGCCUCUCCGCUGGCUUCCAGUCCUGUCCCUGCUCCAAUCCAAACGCCUCCUGCCCCUAAAAGGAUCUUUACAAAAUGCAAAUCUAGUCGUAUAUGUCACCCCUCUGUUUAAAAUCUUUCGGUAGCUCCAUAUUUUUCAGAACAAGAUGAAAACUUAGACCUUACAUGAUCGUGCUUCCCCCGCCUUUUCAGCCCACUUCAGUCCCCACACAUUUUUGUGAUUCUGACCAGACUCCAAAGGCUGUGACGCUGCACCCCAGGUCUGUGUCUCAGCUGGAAAUGCUCCCGCUGCCUCUACCUGCCUCAGCACCUCCGCCUGGUCCUCCCUUCAUAUUCAUCUCUGCUCAAUGAUUUUGAAUGUUCUCGACUGAACCACAAAUAAAAUCAAAGAAGACUGCCUCUUUCUAAAGGGUUAUUUGGUCAAACUCCAGCAUGGCACAGAGAGCUGUGUGACGGAGUGAUUCCCAGGAAGAGAGACUAUUAGCAAUAAGAUGGCGGAGAAGUCUCAAGGAGACCAGGAAAAGAGCAGGAGAGACAUCCUGAGGUCCACCAAGAGGACAUGGGCUCCCCUGGAUGAGCAGCUGCCCCCUGGCUCUGAGGAGGAGAGCCACAGUCUCACCGCCCCCAUGCUGGUAGAAGAUUCCAAACAAGAAAGUAUUCAGCACUGGCUGGACUCUGGAUUCUUUGUCUCUGUAAAUGAAAACCUUCAGCCAGCCAUCAACCACAUUGUUCCUUUUCAUGAAAAAGGAAUGGUUCAAAUGACUGUGAAAGACUACACGAGAUCUCUGCAUCAGUGUUUAGAAACUCCCACUCUCUCCAGAGGGACCAGUUUCAACUCUUGCCAUUCUGCUGCAAGUAUACCACAAAGCAUUCCUGAAUGGCUGGAAUUUUGGGAAAAAGAUCCAGUGGAGAUUCUCUUGGAUCUGGGGUUUGGUGCUGACGAGCCAGACAUCUACACACGAAUCCCAGCCAGAUUCCUGGGUUGUGACUCAGCAGCCAGAGGAAUCAACAUCCGUGUUUUCCUCGAAGCUCAAAAGCAGCGAAUGGACAUUGAGAACCCUAACUCGUACAGCUGUUUCUAACAGCUGGAAAUAUUGGAUCAUGUGGCCAGUGCUUUCUCAUCUUUGCUGAAUGAUGUCAACAUCCUGCAGAACAAAGCUAAAGAGGAAGAUGAAGGAAAAAGUGUGCAAAGAACCUCAGUGAGUGAAGCCAAAGAGCAUCGAAGAAGAAUGGGUGAACUUUUUAGGAUAGGUUCAAAGCAGAACACUAGAAGGGAUUAUAGCCUGGGAGCAUCACAGUCAUUGAAGAUGAGAAACAAAUUUUCCAUCGUCUCUGCAGAAGCAGGGUGUGGAGCAGUUGCCAUGACAAACAAACACGACCAAAGUCAUGUGUCUCUUUCAGCAGAGCACUGGUCUCUUCAGGCCUGUGAUGACUUGACACCUUGUGAUCCUCCCCAAGCUCUUCUGAGCAAGCAGUGUCCUCACUCAUCCAUGCUGGCCAAGCAGGCUCCUCCUUCCUGUGUGUCUGAGGGGUUAGUCAAGGACAGAACUCAAAAGGAGAACUCACUUCAGACUAACAAACUCAAGAGCUUGUCUUGUCUUGCAGGCAAAGCACCAGACUCCUUCGAAAUGGAAGAGGUCCAGAGCUUUGAAGAAGAGGCUGGUAAUCCUCUUGACAUGACCUCAGGAACUGUAGUCCAAUUCGAAGAUAAUUUGCCCCUGAGAUGUAACUUCACCACGGAGCUGUCACAGAAUUUUCUGCCAUUGGAGGAUGGAAGAGAGAAGAGCUUGGCAAAGAGGAAACCAGUGACUCAAUUUUACACUGAUUGCCCUCUGGGUCUUAUGGUGAUGCACAUCACAGAAGUGAAGGAUGGGUUCCUGAGGCCUGAGCGAGCUGGGGCAGUAUACGUACAAAGCCACCACUGUGAGUCUCAGAGAUCACCUGGAAUUGAUUGUGCUCAAGACAAGUCCUUUCAUGUUGACUCGGAGGCCCCAAGAGGAACAGAAGGCGCCGCUCAGAGUGCUGUGGUCUUGGGAAUGGAUUCCAGAGAAGCAACUUUUGAAUGCACUACGUGUGACCCUAUUACCACAGCAGAGCCAGGACUGGGAACAGAAGCAAGACAGUUCAAUGAUGUUUCUGUUCAGACUUCAGCUCCAAGUAACAAGGCCCAGCCCCUCACCAAAUCUGUCUCUGCAGACACAUGUUUCCCUGGUAUCUACCCAGGGGGCACCUGCCAAGCUGUGCCUGCCCACUGUGGUGGCUGCCGUCACCGCCAUCUCCCCUGCCACGUGGCGAGGCAAAGCCCCAGCUUUGUGUCUUCAGCCUGUAGGCCCUGUUCAUACUCACAUAACCAUCUGGAAGCCAAGUUCAGGAAGGCUUUGAACGUCCUUCAGGACACCACAGUGAGGGAGCUGUAUUCUUGCACAGUCCCUGAGACGGAAACAAUGAGGACGGUCUGCCAGAGUUUCCGGAAGCAUUUAGAAGAAAUUGAGCAGCACCUUAGAGAACAACAGGCACUCUUUUCCAGGGGCAUGUCAGAGGAGAAAAGGGAGGAGGCUGAACAACUGCAAACUUUACUCGAAGCCCUGCAGCAGUAGUUGGAGGAGCUAGAGUUUCAACUGGGAGACCAGGCUCAGCAAAUUCAAGAAGGGAUGCAAUCGUAGCUUGAGCUUCUCACAGGGAAACCACCUGAACACUUGCAUCAGUAUAAGUGGACCGAAGAAAAGAAUGGCCAGACUUCAUGUGCUAAGAUCCACCCCUCCAUGGCCCCUGGGGCUGCCUUUCCUCCCAGUGAUGGCCAGCGGGCUCCAUGCUGCAGUGUGACCCAUUUAGCUGCCUUUCCUCCAUCCACCUUGGGGAGAAACACCAGGAUGUCUCCUCCAGUUUUGGCAGAAUCAGAUCCGGCCUCUCUGUCAAAUUGUCCUGUUGGAGAAAAGGAUACAGAUGUCUUCCUCUAG